AUGAUCCUUGCUUUUUCUUUCAAAGAAGCAGCAGUAGCAACACCUACAGUUGGCUGCUCAGAAGUGGAACGGGACGCCCUGCUCGUCUUCAAAGCCAACGUCAAAGAUCCUUCCCACCGUUUGGCCUCGUGGUCUCCACGAAUAGACUGCUGCAAAUGGAGUGGCGUCGUAUGCAGAGGUAGCAAGGACAACAACGCAACUUUGUUCCAAGGUCAGCAUGUCGUGGAGCUCAACCUUGAAAAUCCAAAUGUCGACGGAGAUGAGCAAACUUUCCAUACGGCUCUGCGAGGUGAGAUACUGAGUCCUUCUUUGUUGAACUUGACUCGGUUAGAGCUGUUGGAUCUAAGUGGGAACGACUUCGAAGGCGCUCCAAUCCCACAUUUUAUUGGCUCUUUUCAGAAGCUCAAGUAUCUUGAGCUUUAUGGGUCCAAUUUUUCUGGAGUGAUUCCAUCUCAACUUGGCAAUCUGUCGAGCCUUUAUCAUCUUGGACUGCAGUCAACAAUGGAUGCGAUUCCAAUUGCCCAUCGUUUGGAUUGGCUCUCGGGUCUUUCCUCUUUGAAUUUCCUCGACGUUAACUAUGUGAAUCUCAGCACAGUCUCUCAAAGUUGGUUGUCAGAGGUCAACAUGCUCCCUUCCCUACGAGAACUCUAUUUGGAGGAAUGUGAUCUUAAUUACAUCCCCUCUUCAUUUACUUCUCAUCUCAACCUCACUUCUCUCGUACUCCUUGAUCUUGGUUUCAAUGACUUCAACUCCACUAUUCCUAAUUGGUUAUGGAACCUCACCAAACUGUCAGCUCUUGAUUUUUAUGAAAGUUCUCUUUUUGGUCCCAUACCUACAAAAAUUGGGACAUUGUCUCGUCUAAGAAAACUUUACCUUGAUAGUAAUAAUUUUACCGGCUCCAUACCCACAAGCAUUGGGAAUUUGACUAGUCUGACAACACUUUCCCUUUCUGAUAUUUCACUUUCGGGUUCCAUACCUAGUGAGAUUUGGAAGCUUUCCAAUUUACAGAGUCUAGAUCUCUCUUAUAAUCUUUAG
Zingiber officinale is the source of this 1035-nucleotide messenger RNA. RefSeq names its product receptor-like protein EIX1. The coding region runs from base 1 to 1035 and encodes 344 amino acids. Lineage: Eukaryota; Viridiplantae; Streptophyta; Magnoliopsida; Zingiberales; Zingiberaceae. The transcript has a single exon. Gene Ontology annotation, molecular function: protein binding. The record is from RefSeq and is a predicted model, not a curated record.